Messenger RNA from Bombina bombina (fire-bellied toad), 938 nucleotides. RefSeq names its product proteasome 20S subunit alpha 7 (gene PSMA7). Bases 65 to 808 code for a protein of 247 amino acids. The transcript is spliced from 7 exons. Gene Ontology annotation, cellular component: proteasome core complex; nucleus; proteasome core complex, alpha-subunit complex. Lineage: Eukaryota; Metazoa; Chordata; Amphibia; Anura; Bombinatoridae. Gene Ontology annotation, biological process: ubiquitin-dependent protein catabolic process. The record is from RefSeq and is a predicted model, not a curated record.
AGGGGGAUGAGUGAGCUGUUUUGAGCAGGUUUCGGUUUGUGAGCAGAUUAAACGCAGAGCCAGCAUGAGCUACGACAGGGCAAUUACCGUGUUCUCUCCGGAUGGGCAUCUCUUUCAGGUGGAAUAUGCACAGGAGGCCGUGAAGAAAGGCUCGACUGCGGUUGGAGUUCGAGGAAAAGAGAUUGUGGUACUUGGCGUUGAGAAGAAAUCUGUGGCCAAACUUCAGGAUGAGAGAACAGUACGGAAAAUCUGCGCUCUGGAUGAAAACGUGUUUAUGGCCUUUGCUGGUCUCACUGCUGAUGCAAGAAUAGUUAUAAACCGCGCACGAGUAGAAUGCCAGAGCCACAGGCUUACAGUUGAAGACCCUGUUACCAUAGAGUAUAUCACCAGGUACAUCGCUAGUCUGAAGCAGCGCUACACUCAGAGUAAUGGACGCCGACCAUUUGGGAUAUCUGCUCUGAUAGUGGGCUUUGACUUUGACGGGACACCUCGCCUUUACCAGACGGAUCCCUCAGGGACCUACCAUGCAUGGAAGGCCAAUGCUAUUGGCAGAGGAGCCAAGUCUGUGCGAGAAUUCUUAGAGAAGCACUAUACUGAUGAAGCCAUUGAAACAGAUGAUCUGACCAUUAAACUAGUCAUCAAGGCUUUGCUUGAGGUUGUUCAGUCUGGAGGCAAAAACAUUGAACUAGCAGUUAUGCGGAGAGAUCAGCCACUUAAGAUCCUUACCCCAGAGGAAAUCGAGAGGUAUGUGGCUGAAAUUGAGAAAGAAAAGGAAGAGAAUGAAAAGAAGAAGCAAAAGAAGACAUAACCACGCACAGUGUGAUGUUCUGUCUGCUGCAAUUAGAGCUCUGCAAUAAAUCUACUGCUUUUAUAAAAAAAGAAAACCAUUAAAUCAAUUUCUCCUUGUGUCCACUAAAUUAAAUUUUGCAUUGCCAUUG